This is a messenger RNA of Protomyces lactucae-debilis, 1137 nucleotides long. RefSeq names its product type II pantothenate kinase. Gene Ontology annotation, cellular component: cytosol; nucleus. The record is from RefSeq and is a predicted model, not a curated record. The transcript is spliced from 3 exons. The coding region runs from base 1 to 1137 and encodes 378 amino acids. Gene Ontology annotation, molecular function: ATP binding; pantothenate kinase activity. NCBI's taxonomy places the organism in Eukaryota, Fungi, Ascomycota, Taphrinomycetes, Taphrinales, Protomycetaceae. Gene Ontology annotation, biological process: coenzyme A biosynthetic process.
AUGAGCGGCAAUGCCUUGUUCCCUAGAAGUCCAUCAGUCCGCAUCAACGUCGAGGGUGCCCGGAUCGUUGAAGACGACGACACGCCGCAGACCGGUCGCGACAUACAGUUCCCCUUUCACGAUGAGGCUAUCAGUCAUAUAGCGGUCGACAUUGGUGGAUCGCUGGCCAAGGUCGUCUACUUCAAAAGUGACCAUGAUUCAGGCGUACGUCUCAACUUUACGCGCUUUGAGACAGCCGAUAUCCAGGAUCUCAUACAUUUCCUUGGCAUCUUGAUUGAGAAGCGGCGCGCAGCGAGCCUCAAGCACAGCAACAUCUGCAUCAUGGCUACUGGCGGUGGUGCUUACAAGUUCUAUGAGAUGAUCAAGCAAGAGCUUGGCGUCAACAUCUAUCAAGAGGAUGAAAUGCAAUGCCUCAUUGUGGGCCUCGACUUCUUCAUCAAUGAGAUUCCAGGAGAAGUCUUUACCUUUGGCAGCGAAGCGGAGCCUAUGAAACUCAAUAGUGAUCCAGUACAGUACCCGUACCUGCUCUGCAACAUCGGUUCCGGCGUAUCCAUGAUCAAGGUCUCAGGGCCAGACAGCUUUGAGCGUAUCGGAGGUUCUUCUCUUGGUGGAGGUACUUUGUGGGGUCUGCUCUCUCUCAUUACUGGUGCCAAGUCUUUUGAUGAGAUGCUGGACUUGUCUGCCCAAGGCGAUAAUACAAAAGUCGAUAUGCUCGUCGGCGAUAUCUAUGGACAAGGCUAUGGCAAGAUCGGACUCAAAGCAAGCACCAUCGCGUCAACUUUUGGCAAAGUUUUUGGCAUGCAGAAGCAACACGAGCCAGACUCCCUUUUUGGACCUGAAGAUGUUUCGCGUUCCUUGCUCUAUGCCAUCUCGAACAACAUUGGUCAAAUUGCCUAUCUCCAAGCACAAAAACACAGCAUCCAACACAUCUAUUUUGGUGGCUCCUAUAUUCGUGGUCAUGCACAAACAAUGAUGACACUGUCUUAUGCCAUUAAUUUCUGGAGUGGUGGUCAAGCACAAGCCUACUUUUUACGGCACGAGGGGUACCUCGGGUCCGUUGGCGCCUUCUUGCUCAAUCCACACGCGCAAGAACUCUCAAACGAAGAAUUGUUUGAUAUGAUUUACGAAUACUGGUGA